AUGGGUUUCUCUCAUGCCUGGCCAUCUGACUGGUUUAGUCCGAAAUUUCGGGACACGCUCCCGUUGGCGGUCAGCGCGCUCGGGGACUGCCCGCGGCCUCUGUUCGCGCUGCAGCCGGACCAGCCGCGCGUCCCGCGGGCCUGGGGCCUGCGCAGUAGCACCCUUCGCGGUGCUUUCCCGUCGCCAGGGAGGCUCGACCCAGCCCCGCGGGCCCGGCGGCCUUGCAGCAGGAAGUCCCCGCUUCUGGCUCCCGGGCCUCCAGUUGCCGAGGAGGAGGAUGUGAGCUUGCCCGGGUCCACCCCUUCCCCCCGAGGAGGACCCGCCCCCGGCCGCGCCCGCUCCCGGGCUCGGGGCUCCGCCCAGGGCCCCGCACUUGAACUACAGGGGCUGGACCGCGCCCGGCCCGAGCACUCGGCGGGUCUUCCUUCCCAGCCCCGGGCGAAGCCGGCCGCCGGCGCGAUGCUGCUCUGGCUGGUUCACCUCGGGCAGAAGCUGCUGCUCUGGGGCGCGGUGGCCGCAGUCUCCACGGCAGGCGCCACCCUCAUCCUCAAUCUCUUGCAGAUGACGGUGAGCUCCGUGCAACUGUGGCUGCACCUGCGGCCCAUGCCGACCGUGGAGGGCGCCUACCCCUUGUUAGGACACAUAAAGAUACUGAAGAUGGACGCGAAAGGUUUUUUUCAGCAGAUGAUUACUGUGUCUGAAAAUCACCGACAUUGGCCACUGGUAAAACUGUGGCUUGGCCCAGUGCCAGUAAUAGGCAUGUAUAAGGCAGAAGUUGUGGAGGUAAUAUUAAGUAGUGCAAAGCAUAUCGACAAAUCCUAUAUGUACACAUUCCUAGAACCAUGGCUUGGCCUGGGACUUCUUACAAGUACUGGAAACAAAUGGCACAGAAGGAGAAAAAUGAUAACACCCACUUUCCAUUUUACAAUUCUGGAAGAUUUCUUAGAUGUCAUGAAUGAACAAGCAAAUAUAUUGGUUAAAAAGCUCGACAAACAUGUUAAUGGAGAUGCAUUUGACACUACUUUUUACGUCACUCUUUGUACCUUAGAUAUAAUCUGUGAAACAACUAUGGGCAAGAAUAUUUCUGCUCAGAUUAAUGAUGAUUCUGAGUAUGUCCGUGCAGUUUAUAGGAUGGCUGAUAUAGUACAUGAAAGAAUGAAGAAGCUUUGGCUCUGGCCUGACUUUCUAUUCCUUCUGUUUAAAGGAUGGAAACCCAAAAGGACCCUACAGAUUUUACAUAAUUUUACCACCAGUGUCAUUGUUGAGCGGGCCAAUGAAAUAAAGAAAAAUGAAGAAUGUAAGAGUGAUGACCGGGACAUGCCCCUCUGCAAAAGAAAGCGCAAGGCUUUUCUUGACUUGCUUUUAAAUGUAGUUGAUGAUGAAGGGAACAAGCUGAGCCACGAAGAUAUUCGAGAAGAAGUGGACACUUUCAUGUUUGAGGGCCAUGAUACAACCGCAGCUGGAAUAAACUGGGCCUUAUACCUGUUGGGUUCUAAUCCAGAAGUCCAGAGAAAAUUGGACGAUGAACUUGACGAAGUGUUCGGGAAGUCUGAUCGUCCUGCUACCUCGGAAGACCUGAAGAAACUUAAAUAUCUGGAGUGUGUGAUCAAGGAGACCCUUCGUCUUUUUCCUUCUGUUCCUAUGAUUGCCCGUAAUUUCAGUGAAAAUUGUGAAAUUGAGGGGUAUAGUCUCCCGAAGGGCUGCCAAACAAUCAUCAUCCCAUAUGCGCUGCACAGAGACCCCAGAUACUUCCCAGAUCCUGAGGAAUUCAAGCCGGAGCGAUUCUUUCCGGAGAAUUCAUUGGGGCGCCAUCCGUAUGCGUACGUGCCCUUCUCUGCUGGGCCCAGAAACUGUAUAGGUAAAAGAUUUGCCUUAAUGGAAGAAAAGGUCGUUCUUUCCCGCAUCCUAAGGAAUUUUUGGGUAGAAACCAAGCAAAAAAGAGAAGAACUUGGUCUAGUAGGAGAGCUGAUUCUUCGUCCAAGUAAUGGCAUCUGGAUCACGUUGAAGAGGAGGAACACAGAAGAACCCUAACUCUAUUAUUGGGCUGUGCUCUUAUCAUGAAUAGGGUCUUCCUUUAAGGGAAACUUUGUAUUUACAAUUUGUAGAUCAUGAAUUCAAUGCUGCUAAUCCCUAGACCUCAUUUUUUCUUGUCCCCACUUACCUUGAGGUCAGGUCUACCAGAGAGUUUUUAUAUUUUCAUCACCACCAUAAUCUUACCCCUGGUCUUGAUCCCAAAAGGAGAGUUAACUGAUGUCUGUACCCAAAUAAAAAUAUAAGUUUCUCAACAGAGGGAUCCACAGGCCAAUUCAAUUUCAAUUGACAAACCCAAAGAAUAUAAAUUAGUUGAGGUUCCAGAAUUUUUUAAGGUAUUCUUGUUGACUCAAGAACACAAAUAUACAUGUAUACAUAUACAUUUAAUUUGAAAAGGAUGAGUAAUUAAAUACUUAGACUUGUGUUUAAGUUUUAAAAAUUAGAUAAAUGUCAUCAGUUAUGAGAAUAGCUAUUAUUAUGAUACAUUGCAGAUUUUAUUAAGGAAAAUUGAUCAUUUAUAAGUUGACUUAUGGGUUCUUUUCCUAUUUCCCUUUUAACUGUGUACUUACGGACUUUGUUUCAUUUCAUUCUACAUAACAUCACAAUUAUCUUUAUGUGUCAUAUAUUAUUAGGAGAGAUCCCACUUGGUAAUCUCCAAUCCCUCACAGUGCCUCAUAUGGUUGAUUAAUGGCUUUUGAAGCUGCAAACACCUUAGACCUUACCUAGUUAUACUGCUUUUUGUUAUAAAUAAAGGAAUAAGAUCAAUGAAAGUUAAGUUUCCAUCCAAAGUCAUACCACUAGUGGGUGACAGGGCUGGAAAUAGAUAGAGGACUAUACUCUAAAUCUCUCAACUCCUAGCACAGUAUGUUUCCACUACAAUAUGCUCUUUCUUUGUGAAACUCAGGCCUGUAACUGGUAUGUCAUUAGAACACAGAUCUUCUAGAAUUCUUCCAUCAUUAAGGAAAAGAGAAGCCACACAUGCAUAUUUAGGAACUUCGUAUUGUCUCACUUAGUUUAGGGUUGAACUGCCAGGAAUUCAGUCCUCCAAAACACCUGUCAAGCUGAUAACGGACGGACAUUCCCUGAAUUUUAAUUCCAUUAACAUUAUCUCUACUCCCUCACUCGGUGACUUUAAA
This is a messenger RNA of Molossus molossus (Pallas's mastiff bat), 3167 nucleotides long. Its product is annotated as cytochrome P450 4V2. The transcript is spliced from 12 exons. Gene Ontology annotation, molecular function: monooxygenase activity; oxidoreductase activity, acting on paired donors, with incorporation or reduction of molecular oxygen; heme binding. The record is from RefSeq and is a predicted model, not a curated record. The coding region runs from base 1 to 2031 and encodes 676 amino acids. NCBI's taxonomy places the organism in Eukaryota, Metazoa, Chordata, Mammalia, Chiroptera, Molossidae.